AUGAGGCUCCAUUAUCUGCUAUUUGCAUUCCUCAUCUUGUUCUUGGUACCUGCUCCAGGGAAUGCAUUCAUCCAGAGAACCAUCCAGAAAUUAUUCUGCAGACUACGAGGUGGCCGGUGUGCUUUGUUUAGCUGCCUUGCAAGGGAAGAACAAAUAGGUCAAUGUUCUAGUAGAGGUCGGAAAUGCUGCCGGACGAAGAAGAAAUAG
Cricetulus griseus (Chinese hamster) is the source of this 207-nucleotide messenger RNA. The record is from RefSeq and is a predicted model, not a curated record. NCBI's taxonomy places the organism in Eukaryota, Metazoa, Chordata, Mammalia, Rodentia, Cricetidae.